GUGCAUCAUUGUUCUACUUGGCCGUUUGUUCACUGGGGUUCCUACACACAAACAAAACUUUCCUGACAGCCUGGGCAAUAUUGGGCUCUGGAGUGCUUUAACAAUCCCCUGAAUUAUUGGAAUCUCCCACUUUUUCCAGAAACAGGAUCAAUAAAGUGUGUUUGGCAGCAUGUACAGCUUCAUGGGAGGAGGAUUGUUCUGCGCUGGGAUAGGAAACAUACUCCUCGUGGUCUCCACAGCAACGGACUACUGGAUGCAGUACCGUCAUUCCAACAACUACAUGCACCAGGGCCUGUGGCGUUACUGUGUGCCAGGGAAAUGUAUGACACACACAGACAGCAUUGCGUACUGGGAUGCCACCCGUGCCUUCAUGAUCCUGUCCCUGCUGGCCUGUUUCAUUGGCAUUGUGAUCGGAGUCAUGGCCUUCAUCCACUACUCCUCUUUUGAUGGGUUUGACAAGACCUUCGCAGCCGGCAUCCUCUUCUUCAUCUCCUGUUUCUUUGUGCUGCUGGCGAUGGCUGUCUACACAGGGGUGACGGUGAAUUACUACGGUAAACGCUAUGGGAACUGGAGAUUCUCCUGGUCUUACAUCAUGGGCUGGGUGUCCGUGGUGCUGACGUUCUUCUCAGGUAUAUUUUACAUGUGUGCCUACCGGAUGCACGAAUGCCCAAGAAACUCCAACUCACGCUGAUCUGCCAAUUCCACCCCAUGAAUAGCUCUCUAUCAAAUGACUUUGAGAACUCUGUCACCACUGUUAUCUGGGUUUACACACAGACAUAAUAUCCUGUUUAACUGACCUGAAAAAUAUAAUAAAUGGGUGUACCACA
Osmerus eperlanus (European smelt) is the source of this 827-nucleotide messenger RNA. It is a transcript of the gene lim2.3, whose product is annotated as lens intrinsic membrane protein 2.3. Gene Ontology annotation, molecular function: structural constituent of eye lens. The transcript has 5 exons. Lineage: Eukaryota; Metazoa; Chordata; Actinopteri; Osmeriformes; Osmeridae. Gene Ontology annotation, cellular component: plasma membrane. The coding region runs from base 170 to 691 and encodes 173 amino acids. The record is from RefSeq and is a predicted model, not a curated record.